Messenger RNA from Paramuricea clavata, 741 nucleotides. The record is from the annotation of a GenBank genome assembly. Lineage: Eukaryota; Metazoa; Cnidaria; Anthozoa; Malacalcyonacea; Plexauridae.
AUGUUGAACUCUGUAUACAACCCUAGUGCACAAGAUAAUACACUGGAGCACAUUGCAAGUGCUUGGGGUUUCCAAGUCGUAGAUAUUCCAGGUGACGGUAAUUGCUGUUUCACAGCCGUAGCUUUUCAUCUUCAUCAACUUGUUUCCGAUAGUAGCAGUGAAUCCAGCACAACAAAUUAUUUAGAGUCUAUAGGAAUUAAUUGUGAGCAGACCAUACCAAGUUUGGCAAAUUUUCUUCGUAGACUAAUCGUCGAUGAGUGGACAGGACCGUUUAUAUCAGAAUACCAAGCUUUCAUGACUGAUGCUGCCAUUGAAGAUGACGCUCAGGAGUUCCUCACCGACGGUCAUUAUUCUACCAGUUUAGGUGACGCAAUGCCCUUAGCCAUGGCCAAUGUGUUACAACUCCCGAUAUUAAUAUUUGUACCGCAUAAUUUAGUUCCUUUCACAACGGUUUCCCCCCGUUACAAUGUUGACUGCAUGCCUCCUUUACUGUUGGCUUAUAGGAAUGACGGGCCAGGCCAUUAUGAUGCCCCGAUUCCCUCAAAACAUAGUCCUUCUGACAGCUGUACAAAUGAUGGCUCAAAAACGGUCGGCGAUACAAAUGACAAUACAGCAGAUAUUUCGUCCAACAAGAAUGUGAACCCUAACAAGAACGUUUUAAAACAUAACAAGAACGUUAAACCUAGAAAUUACUGUCGAUGUGGCAUAAAUAAAAAACGCGAAUCUAUGGAAAAAGUUUAA